UCCCAUCUUCUUUCAACCCAUCUCACUUCCCUUCCAUCCCAUGGCUACUUAUUCUAUUUUCCGACUCUUCAUUUUCUCCUUCCUCAUUCUCAAAUCCCUCUCCCAAACACACCCUUCUCCCAAACAACCACCCAAAUCCCUCAUCCUCCCAGUCUCCAAACACCCUUCCACCCUCCAAUACACCACCCAAUUCAACCUAGGAACCCCUCUCAACCCUCAAACCCUACUUCUCGACCUUGGUGGCCGCCUCCUAUGGAUUGAUUGUGAGAAUGGCUACAACCACUCCUCCACGUACCGCCCCGGCCUCUGCGGCUCCGCCACGUGUUCCGCCGCCAAACCCAUUUUUGGAUGUGAACUAUGCUUAUUUUCCUCAUCAAAACAAGGCUUUUGCAACAACAACACUUGCUUAGUUGCCAUUGAAAACACCAUAACAACAACAGUCCAAUUUGCAGAAAUAGCCAUUGAUACAAUUUCAAUUGGCCCUUUUACCAUGGUCCCUAACUUUAUUUUUGGAUGUGCAAGCGCUUGGCUAAUAAAAGGCCUAGAUAGUGGUAUUAAUGGUGUGGUUGGCCUUGGCAGAACUCGAAUCGGCUUCCCAACUCAACUUACAUCGAGGUUUGGUGGGACCUUUCGUCGAAAAUUCGCCUUGUGCUUGCCAUCAUCCACUUCAAAAUCUAAUGGCAUCGUGGUUUUUGGCGAUGUUCGUUACGUUUUCUAUCCAAACUACAAUAAAUCAAAGCUCAUUGAUUUAACCACAAGCUUUAGUUUCACUAAGUUACUCGUUAAUCCGGUGACUACUGCAGAUGAUGUACAAGGAGAGCCCUCCGCAGACUAUUUCAUUGGUGUUACUUCAAUCACAAUUAACAAAAAACCCAUUAGUCAAAUUAACACAACCUUGUUAUCUAUUGACAAGAAUGGGUUUGGAGGAACCAAGAUUAGUACUGUUAAACCCUAUACUGUUCUUGAGAGUUCAAUUUACAACUUAGUCACUGAAAAUUUUGCUAAGGAGCUUGAAGCCAUGAAUGUGGCUAGAGUGGCACCGAUGACACCGUUUACGGAGUGUUUUAGCACAAAAAACUUGAAAUACAAUCUGGUUGGAGUGGAAGUCCCAAAUAUUGGAUUUGUGUUUGAGAACGAGGAUGUUUAUUGGGAACUUCAUGGGGCUAAUUUGAUGGUGGAGAUAAGUAGAGAAGUGGUGUGUUUAGGCCUUUUAGAUGGAGGUUUGAACCCUAGAACAUCAAUUGUCAUUGGGGCACAUCAAUUGGAGGAUAAUCUUCUUCAGUUUGAUCUUGCAGCUUCAAAACUAGGUUUUACUUCUACACUUCUUGAGCAAGGAGUUGAGUGUGCAAACUUUAUUGUUUGAGAUGUGUAUGUUUUCGUUCAAAAAAAAAAUAUGUAUAUGUAUAGACUUCACUAUUGUGUUUUGAUAGUGAUAAAAAUAAGAUAAUAUAAUGAGCCUCAGGUGAAUUUAUUAAUA
Messenger RNA from Camellia sinensis, 1477 nucleotides. Its product is annotated as putative aspartic proteinase GIP2. Gene Ontology annotation, molecular function: aspartic-type endopeptidase activity. NCBI's taxonomy places the organism in Eukaryota, Viridiplantae, Streptophyta, Magnoliopsida, Ericales, Theaceae. The record is from RefSeq and is a predicted model, not a curated record. Gene Ontology annotation, biological process: proteolysis.